AGCAUUCCAUUCGUCACGUCGAGAUUGUGAUUGUGAUUAACAGAGACAAACGUGUGUAAAGCAAGAUGAAUUCUUUAUCGAAAAUGGCUAAGCAAGAAACUAGCAAAUCGUUCAAAGUUGGCGAUUUGGUGUUUGCCAAAGUGCGCGGCUACAAACCAUGGCCGGCGGUGAUUACCCAUGAUGUUAAUAGGAAGAAGCAGUACACUGUGAGCUUUUAUGGCUCGGGACAGAUCGGCUACAUACUACUGAAAAACCUCACGCCAUACCUCAAGCUUAAGGAAGAGUAUUCCACUGAACAUCACCUGAAGCAAGCCGAUUUCCGCAGGGCUAUGAUUGCAAUUGAUGAAGUGGCCGAGAAGGCGACCACUGUGCAACAAGAAACUGCAAACAACCAAAAGCAAUCACACCCAGCAAACAAUAAAGAAAAUGAUAUGCUGUUGCUGUAUAUGCCUCCAUCCAAAGUCUUCGGCAUCAACAUCAACUACAACAAGCCGAAGAGAUUUGAAAAUGCCGCUGCGGAGCAGUCCUGGAUGGAUGAGUCGCGUAAAGAGGCCAAUCUACUGAAGCUCCAGUUGUUGUCAGGACAAAAAGAUCCCAGAUCGCUUCCAGGACGUGUCGUCGCUGAACCCUCUUCCAACGAGACGACCAAGCAGGAAGAAGUGAAACUACGAGAGGAGAUCAAAAAACAGGAGACAGCUAUGUUUAUAGAGCGGAACUUAAUUCAGCUAACCGCAGUGGUCCGCUGCUGCUUGAACCAGCGUCGAGCUAAUGUGAGCCGUUGCUUUACGAACCUGAAGCUAUUAAAAAAAUUGGAUGUGACCAAGCUAAUGCUGCUGCGUAAUCCACAAAGUGUGGAAACGAUCCGUUCGAUGCGACGAUAUGUGGGAAAUUUGAAUGUCUGGAAGAUGGACGCCUCCGAUGAGGCUGCGUUCAAUGCACAGGCCAAAAUCAUUCGUCAAAAGGCCACGAUCAUUUACGAGCGCUUCCAAACGGUGCUCAACUUAGCUGAGGGGGAAGACUUCUGGCCAGAUUUCUGCAAUGAGGUCAAAAUUUACAAGGCCAACACUAAAAACAUCAAUCCAAAUCUACGCAACGCCAUGGACGAAGCCACGUACUACAACCUCGUUGAAGCCAAACAAGGGAAUACCCCAGCUUCCGCUAAAGAAUAGGAAAACAAACCAUUCAAUUAAAGCCCAAAAAGACGAUUUCCCAAAGGGCAAACUUCUAUUGCUAACUUCACAAAAUUACCACAACAUGCACAUGAAUAUCAAGUUCCUUAUUUGACUUAGUUUAGACGAUGGACCAUCAACAUCCCGCCGAACCAAUUAACUCUAAUCCACAUACGAAGUACAAUGUGUUUGAUUAACAAUAAAUAAAGCUAUGGAUGGUA
Molecule: messenger RNA, 1390 nt
Organism: Drosophila persimilis
Lineage: Eukaryota; Metazoa; Arthropoda; Insecta; Diptera; Drosophilidae
Product: hepatoma-derived growth factor-like
Exons: 3
Coding region: 66-1169 (367 amino acids)
Biological process (GO): regulation of transcription by RNA polymerase II
Cellular component (GO): nucleus
Molecular function (GO): double-stranded DNA binding; transcription coregulator activity
Source: RefSeq, a predicted model, not a curated record